This is a messenger RNA of Drosophila kikkawai, 1053 nucleotides long. RefSeq lists its product as uncharacterized. Lineage: Eukaryota; Metazoa; Arthropoda; Insecta; Diptera; Drosophilidae. The record is from RefSeq and is a predicted model, not a curated record.
AGCAGGUUAGCUAUUUAACUUCAACUAUUACAUGUCUUCGUUAUUUAUUUCCACAUUUUCCACACGAAUCCGCCUCAAUUAGUUGUUGUUUUUAUAGGCGCACAAGAUCUUGUGCAGACCAAUAAAAAAUUCUGGAAAACAUGUUUGAAAACAUAAGUUUUCUGUUCCUGUUUGCAAUGGCUUUUUUCUCCUGGGCUGUACUCUGCCUUCAGCACGCGGUCGAGAUCCAGAGACGCGCUGCCUCCGAUUAUCGCGUGGAAAUGUCCACAGAGCGGCCCGGUAUUACGUUUGAGCCGCACGUGCUCCACAAAACAUCAGAAACAAGUCCUCUAAGCGGCGCCUUCGACAUCGCUAUGAGCUUCUGGAUGAUACUCGCCCUAACCUUUGCCCUGUCCAAGCUCCUUCAACUGGUUGAGCGGCAGGUCAAAAUGUACCUCAAGAGCCACGAGACGCGUAAACCGGGAAAAGCCUUGACGGGGGAUCCUGCCGUGGAGCAGAUGGAAGAAGAAGAAACUAUGGAUCCGGUGAUGGUGGAAGAGAAUACAGCUCUGAGAGAGCAACUGGGAGUUCUUCACACCCACUGCUUGGAGAUGCGCGAGUUGCUGCACGAGCUGCGGCUGAGCAAAAGCUCCACUAGCCAGGAAAGUGCUCAACCCGGAGAUCAGGUCGUAGUGACGGUGAAGCAGGGAACGAGCUCCAUACCAGAAUCGGUGUCCGCUUCAACCCAGCCGCUUCACAGGAUACCGGAUUUUUGUCCCCUUUCGACCGACUCCUCCCAGCACAGCCAGAACAUCUAUAUCACAAAUAGACACAUCCACAUCAGGGGGCCUGUUUUCUGCUUGGACAACAUCUUUAGCGUGGAGCUCUGCCGGCAGGCAUCGUUGUACGCGCGAAAGCAGAGCGAGUUCCUCCAAGUGUGGGGAAAAUACAUCACUGAACGCAAGGAGCGCCCCAUGAUACCGGGCAUGCGUUGCAACAACAUCCUUCUGUAAUGAAUGCCAAAAAAUUGAUCGAAGUACGCUUAAUAAACAAUGGUUUAAUUCAUUAAGCUUA